Messenger RNA from Ostertagia ostertagi, 2367 nucleotides. The record is from the annotation of a GenBank genome assembly. Lineage: Eukaryota; Metazoa; Nematoda; Chromadorea; Rhabditida; Trichostrongylidae.
AUGGAGGAUGAUGAUGACGAUAUCCAAGUUGUCUACGAGAAUUGCAACAAUGCAGCACGGAAAACAGCGCAGGAAAAAUUGAGAGACCUUUGCAAAAAGGUCGAUCAUGCGGCAGGAAACUGUAGCACGUGCGUUCAAAGUGGCAUCAGUGGUCAGACCAGUGGAGGAACAAACCAAAUGUGCCAAGGUAACGGGCAGUCGACAGACUCCUGUACUUCUAGCUCAGCAUCGGGAAGCGAUGUUGCCACCAGUUCAGGCACAGAAGCGCCGCCACUCGCUGUGAAGAUGGAACUAAUCGAUAUCAUCAAUGGAGAGGAAGAUUCAUCAUCGGUUGAGUUGCUUCAGGAUGACAGUGACUCGACAAUUUCUAUUGACUUGGAGGCUCGCUAUAAAGAUCCGACGCCUCGUGUUGAACCUGCGAAAUUGAGAACGCUUUUUUCAAGCAGAGAAGAUUUAAGCGAUUCCGACGAGGAGGAUUAUGCAACCGCACAGAGUCGGAACUCGACGAUUCCUGAGAGUGCUUCUUCUGAAAGAAACCAGGAUGGUGGUCGGACGUCUACUUCUGCCGGUGCUCCUCAGAAAGCUGGUGCUAGGAAGUCCCCGUCGACACCUGCCAAAGAAGUCUGGCGGGAAGCUUAUCGAUCACCAAUGAGUACUUGUUCAGCGGAUAGUGAAUACUCGGCUCAGCUCCCUUUUUUCAUGGGAGCGUAUAGUACGAGAAGCGUUGCGAGCAGUUUUGUUAGAGAUGUUGAUCGAAUGCGUAUUGUGGAUGAAUCCAGAUCUCGGAGCCGGACUCCACAACCGAUCUCGCGUGACGAGGUUUCGUCUACCUCGGAUCUCAAUAAACAGGUGUCUGGCGUGGAAGACGAACUGGCUAUGGCAGCAAGAUGGGCCGAGGACCACGACUUGAGGAUUUACGAUGGCGAUGAGUUUCUAGAGUGCGAAGAUGAAGAGCCUCCUAGUAGUGAACAACCCGAACAAACUGAGAAGAGGAUACAAAAAGAAACUACUAAAAGAAAGACUGAGAGCUCGAACAAGUAUCGUUGCAAACACCACAAAAGGACUACAUCUGUACCUAAAACAUCUGAGAAGGAAAAAGUGGAUCGCAGAAAUGCCUCCAAGCCGGAUUUGUCCUCUAGAAGAUCAACGGAAAAUGUCCGCAAGAGGAAUAGCUCGCCGGUUCUACGCCGGCGUUCGUCUUCUCGUGGCCAGGAACGAAAACGCUUCGCUUCUGAUAGGAGUAAUGAGAAAAGAAAAGAAAAGAGGCAGCCGCAUGGCCGGGAACCGUCGCCUCGAUCUAAUCACAUACGAACUUCUGCGGUUCCGAAGCUAUCUGCGAGUUCUGCUGCAAAGGCUCACAAUCUCCCUCGAUAUAUGCCUGUUGAGCGCAGAUAUGAUUUCAAUCGAUGGAUUGACUCAAGUGGAGAACUUGUGCUUCACAAAGUUAAAGAUGUAGCUACUGGGUUGGUGUCGGCCCCACUAGGCUGCACAUAUGACUCGGCCUUGGAUACUUUUGUGUUCACUCGUCAGGAUGCAAUCUUGUUUUCAACUAGUGAUGGACGGUUGUUGGACAAUCUUACGUUGAGAGGGUUCGACCAGCCGUGUGCCAUUUGCAUCCUUCGGCCGGGUGCUGCAAUGGGAAUCCUUGAUCGGUCAAACUUGUAUCUCUAUGAACCGAAAUUGAAGCGUCUAAGUAUCCUAGCCACCUUAACAUAUACAUGUAACGGUGAUUUGAUAACGGUGAAGAAAGUCGGAACACAGCUGUCUGCUACGAUUUUCGAUGCUACUGAGUAUAAUAGGAUUAUUGGAAGUUUCGUUUUUCCACCAUCGGAUAACUUAUCGGUAAUUCAUGAACGUCAACCAUGUUUCGCCGAUAGUACAAAGAGCCAGAUUUUCUUCACUGAUCUAAGAACUAAUACCCUCACAUGUAUGGAGAUGGUAGGAAAUCGCCUAGAAAAGGUCUACAGUCGGUGUAUGCAGCAGCUGCCUGCCCAUCGUGGAGAGGAAGCCCUUAAACGAUUUGUCUUUAUGAGCGGUAUACGGUGUGACGAUUCCGGACAUCUGCUAAUAGCUGACGCCAAAACUUACACGCUGAAGUUGUUUACGACCUCUGGCCAAAUGCUGAAGUGCGCUCGCAUUGCCAAUGGUGCUAGCUUUCCGUAUUGUUCGGCAUUCGGUGUGUCACCAUCUGGAAUGCUCAUGGCGUGUGACCGAGCCAACAGCCGAAUGGUUUUGUUCCGUUUCGGGGAGGAGUCUGUAUCUGAAGAUGCAGUCAUCACCGACGAUGUAUUUGAUCGAAUGAUGGGCGAAAGCGGUGUUGAGAACGAAGUACGACGAUUGAAGGAAAGAGCUCGAAGGCGUGUAUGA